AUGUUUGACCCCAGCGUUUUGGAUGUCCCAGCUGUAAUUUUUGACAGGGGGUCUGGGUUAUUCAAAGCGGGUAUCGCAGGUGACAGUGACCCAAGGUCUGUUUUUACAGCAAUUGUUGGUCGCUCAAAAGUCAAACCUACAAUGCUGGGAGCUGGGCAGAAAGAAUGUUACAUUGGAGGUCCAAAAAGAGGGAUCCUGUCUUUGAAUUAUCUAAUUGACCAUGGCAUAGUUGCAUCCUGGGAUGAUCUGGAACUGAUCUGGAGACAUGUCUAUGAGUGUGAGCUGAGAAUCAGAGCCAGUGAAAGGCCAGUGCUGCUGACUGAAGCCCCCCUCAAUCCUCUGCAGAACCGGGAAAAAAUGGCAGAGAUCAUGUUCGAAGGCUUCGCAGUGCCGGCUACAUACAUGGCAGUCCAGGCAACUCUGGCACUCUAUGCCUCGGCCCGUGUGACCGGAAUAGUCAUGGACAGCGGGGAUGGUGUGACCCACACUGUCCCCUUACACGAAGGAUACUGUUUACCCCAUGCUGUCUCCAGGCUGGAUAUUGCUGGCCGGGAUAUCACCGAAUAUCUUAUGAAGCUUCUUUUGGAGAGUGGACACACUUUUGUUAGCACAGCUGAAAGGAAAAUUGUGAGAGAUAUCAAAGAGAAGUUGUGCUACGUAGCUUUAGACCCUAUCCAAGAAAUGAAAAUAAAGCCAGAAAAAAUCAUGAAAGAAUACGAAUUGCCUGACAACAAUAUCAUCCAGAUAGGCAGCCAGCUCUUUCGUGCACCAGAGACCCUUUUCAAGCCUGCAAACACUGGAGUUGAAGCUCCUGGCACGCACAAAAUGAUCUUCAACAGCAUCAUGAAGAGUGACAUCAACGUGCGCAGGAAUCUUUAUGGCAACAUCCUGCUCUCAGGUGGGUCCACGCUCUUUUUCCCCAGCCUGGAGGAACAGAUCCUGAAGGAGAUGAAGAUGCAAAUGCCUGCUGGCAUGUUUGUGAGGAUCAUUGCACCCCCCAAGAGAAAAAACUGCAUGUGGAUUGGGGCCUCCAUCCUCACCUGCCUGGCACCUUUCAGAAAGAUGUGGGUCACCGCGAGCAAUUACUGGGAUUUUGGGGCAGCCGUCAUUCAGUGAAAGUGCUUUUAA
Molecule: messenger RNA, 1128 nt
Organism: Opisthocomus hoazin
Lineage: Eukaryota; Metazoa; Chordata; Aves; Opisthocomiformes; Opisthocomidae
Product: actin-1
Source: RefSeq, a predicted model, not a curated record